Molecule: messenger RNA, 4500 nt
Organism: Acanthosepion pharaonis
Lineage: Eukaryota; Metazoa; Mollusca; Cephalopoda; Sepiida; Sepiidae
Source: the annotation of a GenBank genome assembly
AUGGCCGAGGAAAACAAACUGGACCCUAUAGUGACUAUCUAUGAGGAAGAUCUUCCUGUGAUUACACGACGACGUGGGUGUACCCUACGCGUACAGAUUACGUCUGUACUAGACAGUGAUUUUCAGUUGGGUUUAUUACCUUCCGACUAUGGAACUCCUUCCUCACUUUCUCCUUUACCGUCACCUUCGACUUUACACAGAAAGUCAAGAGAUGACUUGCCUAUGGCAUUACACUACAGCUAUCGCAGGUUACAAAGAACAUUAUCAGAAGAGACUCGUCAGAAAACCCGAGAUGGAACACCACUCACACCCACUUGUAGUUCAGGAAGCCAUCCUUGUUUACCUGGAAGCCACUUAACAAGUGUUACUAGCAAUACAGAGACAACCAAUCUGUUACGGAUGCAUAACUCAGUGUUGGGUCAAUCAGCUCCCUCUCUCUCAGCUAGUAUGAAAGACUUGAGCCUCUCUCGUAAAGGAAGUCGUUGUCAUGGAAGACGAUCUGUUAUUGGAGUCAGUUCGCCUACACUGCAACAUCGAUGUAAUUCGCCUCAAGCUGUGGGAAGUCCUGUGGAUAGUCCUCGUCAAGCAUCACCCAGCCUGCACAGCCAGUUUCCAUUCCAAAAUGUUAAGAAAAUGGAUGGGCGUAGAUGGUCUUUUGCAUCAUUACCAUCGUCUGGUUAUGGAACUAACACUCCAGCUAGCUCCAACGUCUCUUCUCAGUGCUCUUCUCAAGAGCGUCUUCACCAAUUGCCAUCACAGCCAACAGCUGAUGAGCUCCAUAUUCUCACUCGACACUUUGGUAGCAAUGAGAACAAUGCUGUUCCUCCGGAGGAUGAUAAUGGUGGAGGACGAUGGUCACCUCGACCACGGCCUCGCUCACGUAGCUUGAGUAGUCCGGCUCGAUCCCCAGCAGGUGACAUGGAAAUAGUCAUGAUGAACAAUAUGUACAAAGAGAGGUUCCCGAAGGCAACUGACCAAAUGGAAGAUAGAUUAGAACAGUUUAUUGAUAUGAACAGAGCACCAGCUGAUUCUGAUGCUAUUAUGAGUUUCCUUCACCAUCAAGUUCUUGAGAUGGCUCGAGAUUGCCUUCAAAAAUCUAAGGAAAAAUUGAUCACCGGUAAUUACUUCUGUGAACUGUCUGAGAAUUUGGAAAAACUCUUAAAAGAUGCACAAGAAAGAUCAGAAGAAACCUCCCAGCAUCUAUAUCCUUUGAUUAAGAAACUACUCAUCAUAGUUUCUAGACCAGCACGUUUGUUGGAAUGUUUGGAAUUUGAUCCAGAGCAGUUUUAUCAUAUGCUGGAAGCUGCAGAAGGCCAUGCACGUCAGUAUGUCAAAGCUGACAUCCCACAAUAUAUCAUCCAGAAAUUGGGAUUGAACCGGGAUCCACUAGCUGAUGUUCAUGAAAUUGGAAUGCAUGAUACUGAUGUUGCUGACUGUGCCAGUGGAGCAGAAUCAGCUGAUAGUAAUGCUACUAAGAAAAAAGCAACCCCAUCAGAAGAUGAUUUUGAAACCAUAAAACUAAUAAGCAGUGGAGCAUUUGCAGCUGUGUAUUUAGUACGGCACAAGGAAUCUCGGAAACGUUUUGCUAUAAAGAAAAUAGGAAAACAUCAUUUAAUAAUGCGCAAUCAAACUGAACAAGCUUUUGUUGAAAGAGACAUCCUUACAUUUACUGACAAUCCAUUUGUUGUGAGUAUGUACUGCAGUUUUGAAACCAAGAAACAUUUGUGUAUGGUCAUGGAAUAUGUGGAAGGUGGAGACUGUGCCACGUUACUGAAGUUCACAGGAGGUCUUCAUUUAGAUCUUGCAAGAAUGUAUUUUGCUGAAACUGUGUUAGCAUUGGAAUAUUUACAUAGCUAUGGAAUUGUACAUAGAGACCUCAAACCUGAUAAUUUACUAAUCACUGCUACUGGACAUAUAAAGUUGACUGAUUUUGGCCUCUCUAAAGUUGGGCUCAUGAGCUUGACUACAAAUAUGUAUGAAGGUUCCCUUGACAAAGAUUGCAAACAGUUUAAGGAUAAACAAGUGUAUGGAACCCCUGAGUAUAUUGCACCAGAAGUCAUCUUACGACAAGGUUAUGGAAAACCUGUUGAUUGGUGGUCUAUGGGAAUUAUCCUUUUUGAAUUUUUAACUGGAUAUGUCCCAUUUUUUGGAAAAACACCAGAAAUACUUUUUUCUCAAGUCAUCAAUGAACAAUUUGAAUGGCCACCAGAGAAAGAGUUAAAAGUCCAAGAUGAAGCUAAAGAUCUGAUUACUCAACUUCUAAGAAGUAAUCCUCAAGAAAGACUUGGUUCUGGUGGAGUUCAUCAAGUUAAAGAACAUAUCUUUUUCUUGAGUGUAGACUGGGAUGGCUUAUUGCGACAAAAAGCAGAGUUUGUUCCACAACUUGACAGUGAAGAAGAUACCAGCUAUUUUGAUACACGAACUGACCGCUAUAGCCAUCCUGACUUGGAAACUGAGGAUACGGAAGAUGAUGCUGAGGAGAUAAUGUUUCACAGUUUCUCUUCAUGUUCUCCUCGUUAUAAUAAACUUAGUUUGAAAUUGGAGGAUUCUCAAGAGGAGCGUAAAGAGCGUAGGCGGCAUUCUAGUUCAGAUGAAAUCCGGACCCGCUUGCUUGAGAAGCAAGUAUUGGACAGGAAAGAUUCGAACCAGUCUGAAAGUUCUGAGAGCUCCAUGGAAGUUCAACGUGUUCUCCGAAUCAACAACAGUGGAAGCAGUGGAUGUACUGAAAAUCUUUUGGAUACAUCUAGUUCAAGUAGCAGGUCAGAACUCACUCUGAAGGAAGAUGACAUCUUUACUUCUUUAGAUUGUGAAAAUCAGUGUCAAAUAACUGAGACAGAUAGUGGCAGCUGUUCUGGGACUGGGACCAAGUCUUCCUUGUCAACCUGCACGCCUCCAUCUCAGCAGCUACCAAAAUUUUCUAUUUCAACAGCAAUUGAUUCUGAUAUCCCGCCAUCAAAAGAACUGUCUCCAGUUGAUGAAAAUGAAAACAAGGAAAGUACUACCUGUGCUCCUCAAACAACUGGCGUUACGACUUUGACAAAAUCUACAGUAGCAACGUCUCUGCCUACUUCAUCAACUCCUGCUUCCAAAACCACUGUAGGAGGAACUGGAGGAGAAGUGACAAGUACAACGUCUGCAGUAGCAACCACCUCAUCAGUACUGCCAGCAGCUGUGCUACCGUCCUCAAUAACUGAGAAAUCCAGAAUAAUGUCUGGCAGUGAGGAUGUGGUCAAGUUGCAGAAAUCUGCCUCCGCUAGUGCUCUUACACUUCUAGUUCACCCUUCAGGUCACUCAAUGGAUAGCCCCGGAGAACUGACUAAACGUAGACUGUUCUUUCCAGAAGACUUGGUUAUCCAGCCACUAAAUUCACCAGGUGGCUCAAGCACUAGUUCCCGUGAUGGCUCUCCGUCCAGAGAUAUAUCCCCACUGACUAGAAACUUGAAACCACCUGUGAUCAUUAAGAAAGGUGCCCAAGGAUUUGGCUUCCGGAUUCAAGCUAUUCGGGUUUAUCUUGGAGACACUGAUUUUUAUACUUUGCAUCAUAUGGUUGUAGCUGUUGAAACAAGUGGCCCUGCUUUUGAAGCUGGAUUACGUCCUGGAUGUCUUAUUACACACAUAAAUGAAGAAUCUGUCCAAAGCUUAUUGCACACCCAGGUGGUGCAGCUCAUUCUUAGUGGAGGGAAUGUACUGCAAAUCCGGUCUGUGCCCUUGGAAAAUACAACCAUCAAAACUGGUACUCGCAGACAUCGCACCAAUCCAGGCAAAAUGGCUCGUCGUGUAUACCACAAAAAACGAGAGAAGAGUGGUGAAAAGAAGAAAGGCCGGUCAUUGUUCCGCAAGUUGAGCAAAAAGACUGAACACAUGCAUCCUGGCUCUCCCCUUAGUGCCAGCAGAACCUUCAGUCCGUUAAGCAAAUCUUUGUCAUCAGCUGAAAGUUCACCCAACUUGCCACGGUCUGCACGCUCCCUACCUAUCAAUACACCAUGGCCAACGCCAGAGUCAGCUGCAGGCAGUUCGUCAACUAGUAGCUCUCCUAGUUCGAGUGGACCAAGCUCUCCAGCAGCUUCUUCCCACUAUGGCCGACCUAGCUCCUUACAUGGACUCAAACACCCUAAACGAGCUCAAAGCAUGAAAUCUCCUCAUCGACGCAAAUCAGUGCAUAACAUACCUUUGUCUCCAUUAGCAAGGACACCAUCUCCAUCUCCGAUGGCUACAUCACCGACUCGAAGUCCAAGCCCACUGGCAUUUACGCAAGGACAUCAAGCUGGCAGUUCCAACACAGUUCAACAGACAUAUCCUUCCCAGUUGUCUGCUUCUGGCUCUCCUGUACCUCAUACAACAUCACGUAGGUCAUUCACUCGACCGAAGAGCUGUGAGCCAGGAUCACCACUCUUAAGGCGUGCUCUGUCUCCUGAAAGACUCCACCCAAAUGCAGCAGAAAAGACACAUCUCAGGAAAAGUUCAUGGCAAGAGAAAAAGUCAGUUUGUGAGUCCUUGUGA